AUGCAGGCGUUCAGACCAUCGCUGAGAAUAUCCUCGCAGAUCCGGCCGGCGGGCUUGCGGUUUGCGAGAGGGUACUCGUCAGGCAAGACAUAUGAGCAUCUGUUGGUGUCUUCGCCAAAGCCCGGCGUUGGCUUCAUCCAGCUCAACCGCCCCAAAGCCCUCAAUGCCCUCAGCACGCCCCUCAUCCUCGAACUCAACUCCGCCCUCCGCGACUUCCAAUCCGACAAGUCCAUUGGUGCCAUCGUGCUAACCGGCUCCGAGCGCGCCUUCGCCGCCGGCGCGGAUAUCAAAGAGAUGAAGGACCUCACAUUCAGCGCCGCCUACGGCAACGACUUCAUAGAAACAUGGUCCGACCUCGUAACGUUCCUCAAGAAGCCGCUCAUCACCGCUGUAAACGGGUAUGCGCUGGGUGGAGGAUGUGAGCUGGCGAUGAUGGGAGAUAUCAUGUACGCCGGGCCGAAAGCAAUGUUCGGGCAGCCAGAGAUCAAGCUGGGCGUUAUACCAGGAGCUGGGGGAUCACAGCGUCUUACGAAGGCUAUUGGGAAGUCGCGGGCUAUGGAGUGCAUUCUUACUGGCGACAACAUCACAGCGAAGCAGGCUGGCGAAUGGGGCCUCGUUGCUAAGGUGUUUGACUCGCCGGAAGAGUGCGUGAACGGUGCCCUUGCGACGGCGGAGAAAAUUGCGGGGUACAGUCAAAUUGCUGCCAAGGCAUGCAAGGAGGCCGUGAAUAAGAGCCAGGACUUGGGGAUCCGGGAGGGCGUGGAGUAUGAGAGGAGGGUGUUUCAUGGAUUGUUUGGGAGCAAGGACCAGAAGAUUGGGAUGACGGCUUUUGCGGAGAAGAAGAAGGCUGACUGGACGAAUGAGUAG
Molecule: messenger RNA, 867 nt
Organism: Trematosphaeria pertusa
Lineage: Eukaryota; Fungi; Ascomycota; Dothideomycetes; Pleosporales; Trematosphaeriaceae
Product: ClpP/crotonase
Exons: 2
Coding region: 1-867 (288 amino acids)
Biological process (GO): fatty acid beta-oxidation
Cellular component (GO): mitochondrion
Molecular function (GO): enoyl-CoA hydratase activity
Source: RefSeq, a predicted model, not a curated record